Molecule: messenger RNA, 2298 nt
Organism: Microthlaspi erraticum
Lineage: Eukaryota; Viridiplantae; Streptophyta; Magnoliopsida; Brassicales; Brassicaceae
Source: the annotation of a GenBank genome assembly
AUGGCGUCGCACAUUGUUGGAUAUCCACGUAUGGGCCCUAAGAGAGAGCUCAAGUUUGCAUUGGAGUCCUUCUGGGAUGGCAAGAGCAGUGCUGAGGAUCUCCAGAAAGUGUCGGCGGAUCUCAGAUCGGCCAUCUGGAAACAGAUGUCUGAGGCUGGGACCAAGUUUAUCCCAAGCAACACCUUUGCUCACUACGACCAGGUUCUCGACACCACCGCCAUGCUCGGUGCUGUUCCUCCCAGAUACGGAUACACCAGCGGUGAGAUCGGGCUAGAUGUUUACUUCUCCAUGGCCAGAGGAAAUGCCUCUGUGCCCGCCAUGGAAAUGACCAAGUGGUUUGACACCAACUACCACUACAUCGUCCCUGAGUUGGGCCCUGAGGUCAAGUUCUCUUACGCAUCUCACAAGGCAGUCAAUGAGUACAAGGAGGCCAAGGCACUUGGUGUUGAUACCGUCCCUGUACUUGUUGGACCAGUCUCUUACUUGUUGCUUUCUAAGGCUGCCAAGGGUGUUGACAAGUCAUUCGACCUUCUUUCCCUUCUCCCCAAAAUCCUCCCUGUCUACAAGGAAGUGAUCACCGAGCUUAAGGCAGCUGGUGCCACCUGGAUUCAGCUUGAUGAGCCUGUCCUUGUUAUGGAUCUUGAGGGCCACAAACUCCAGGCCUUUACUGGGGCUUACGCUGAGCUUGAAUCAACCCUUUCUGGUUUGAACGUUCUUGUGGAGACCUACUUCGCUGAUAUCCCUGCUGAAGCAUACAAGACCCUAACUUCGUUGAAGGGUGUGACUGCCUUUGGAUUUGAUUUGGUUCGUGGCACCAAGACCCUUGAUUUGGUCAAGGCUAGUUUCCCCGCGGGAAAGUACCUAUUUGCUGGUGUUGUUGAUGGAAGGAACAUCUGGGCCAAUGACUUCGCUGCGUCUCUCACCACCUUACAGGCACUUGAGGGUGUUGUUGGAAAAGACAAGCUUGUGGUCUCAACCUCCUGCUCUCUUCUCCACACCGCCGUCGAUCUUAUCAAUGAGACCAAGCUUGACGAUGAAAUCAAGUCAUGGAUGGCGUUUGCUGCCCAGAAGGUCGUUGAAGUGAAUGCAUUGGCCAAGGCUUUGGCUGGUCAGAAGGAUGAGGCCCUUUUCUCUGCCAACGCUGCUGCUUUGGCUUCAAGGAGGUCUUCCCCAAGAGUCACCAACGAGGGUGUCCAGAAGGCUGCUGCUGCUUUGAAGGGAUCUGACCACCGUCGUGCAACUAAUGUUAGUGCUAGACUAGAUGCCCAGCAGAAGAAGCUCAACCUCCCAAUCCUGCCAACCACCACCAUUGGAUCCUUCCCACAGACCGUUGAGCUCAGGAGAGUUCGCAGAGAGUACAAAGCCAAGAAGGUUUCUGAGGAGGACUACGUUAAGGCCAUGAAGGAGGAGAUCAAGAAGGUUGUUGACCUCCAAGAGGAACUUGACAUCGAUGUUCUUGUCCACGGAGAGCCAGAGAGAAACGACAUGGUUGAGUACUUCGGGGAGCAGUUGUCUGGUUUUGCCUUCACCGCCAACGGAUGGGUCCAAUCUUAUGGAUCUCGUUGUGUGAAGCCACCAGUUAUCUACGGUGAUGUCAGCCGUCCCAAGGCAAUGACCGUCUUCUGGUCCUCCAUGGCUCAGAGCAUGACCUCCCGCCCAAUGAAGGGUAUGCUUACCGGCCCAGUCACCAUUCUCAACUGGUCCUUCGUCAGAAAUGACCAGCCCAGGCACGAAACCUGUUACCAGAUCGCUUUGGCCAUCAAGGACGAAGUCGAGGAUCUUGAGAAAGGUGGAAUUGGAGUCAUUCAGAUCGAUGAGGCUGCACUUAGAGAAGGACUCCCACUCAGGAAAGCAGAGCACGCUUUCUACUUGGACUGGGCUGUUCACUCCUUCAGAAUCACCAACUGUGGCGUCCAAGACAGCACCCAGAUCCACACUCACAUGUGCUACUCCCACUUCAAUGACAUCAUACACUCCAUCAUCGACAUGGACGCUGAUGUCAUCACCAUCGAGAACUCCCGAUCUGAUGAGAAGCUUCUCUCCGUGUUCCGUGAGGGAGUGAAAUACGGUGCCGGAAUUGGUCCAGGUGUCUACGACAUCCACUCUCCAAGAAUACCAUCUUCUGAGGAAAUCGCAGACAGAGUCAACAAGAUGCUUGCUGUCCUUGAGCAGAACAUCCUUUGGGUUAACCCUGACUGUGGUCUCAAGACCCGUAAGUACACCGAGGUCAAGCCUGCGCUCAAGAACAUGGUUGAUGCGGCUAAACUCAUCCGCUCCCAGCUCGCCAGUGCCAAGUGA